Messenger RNA from Oryzias melastigma (Indian medaka), 2501 nucleotides. RefSeq lists its product as uncharacterized. The record is from RefSeq and is a predicted model, not a curated record. Gene Ontology annotation, cellular component: cytosol. Gene Ontology annotation, molecular function: cysteine-type endopeptidase inhibitor activity. The transcript is spliced from 8 exons. Bases 1673 to 2347 code for a protein of 224 amino acids. NCBI's taxonomy places the organism in Eukaryota, Metazoa, Chordata, Actinopteri, Beloniformes, Adrianichthyidae.
UCCACAGAUCUGGAACAGACUUCCAGGAAACCUUACAUCAGCUGAAACAGUCAUGGUGUAUUUAAAUCCAGGUUAAAGUCCCACCUUUUCUCAACUGCAUUUGACUAAAAUUCCUUGACAUCCAUUAUUAACGGUUCAGCUACACCUCUUCACUUGGGGUGUAGUCAGAAUUGACACCUUUGAUUAACCUAUUGUAAACCAGAGUUCGUUAUUCUCAUUGUUAUCCAUUUGGCCCAACUGGCUCAAAUUUAUCUUCCAAAUCCUCCUCACUUUAGAGGAUCCAGGGAGCUCAGGUUAACAAAGGCAGCAUUAACGUCCUUGUUGAGUUUUAGAAUGUGGAUACGUGUGUGUGCAUGUGUAGGUGUGUUUCACAGAAAACCCGGUUAGAAACAAGUUUAAAAACAAAUACUUUGAUUUAUUUGGGAUGUCAAAUGCUGAGGGUGUGACUCAAAAAAAAAAAAUGAAAUGAGUGUGUCAUUUAGUGUGAAAACUGCUAAAAAAAAUGUUUUUUUAACUUUGUGUAUUCAGUACUGAAGACAUAAUGAUUUACUAUUAGUUUAAAAACACUUAGCUUUAAGCAGUAUGUCCCAUAGGGACACUUUGACCUCUAACAAAAGUCUCUUGAUUCAAAAUUUCUAAUUUUUCUCAAAAGUUCAACAAUCACUUCCUGUUUCUGGGUUGAAUCUCUGUACCAGUGUGGAUGUAUCUCAUAGACAGAUGGAUUUAUCCAACCAAUUGGUGGUUUAUGUCUGCCUUUAUUUCCACUUCUCUAACUAAUUUGAUCAAAGGGUCACAUGGAAGCAAUAUGGGGAAACCCCAUUUAAUAUCUAAAUUAAUAUACUGCUUAUACUAUUUAAUACCUUUUAUGUACAUUUAAUGCAUAUAUGUGAUUUAACUCAUAAAAGCAAACUAAUGAUAGUCUAGAUAUCUUUCCACCAUGCAGCAGAAUGACCUCCUUCAUCAGGAGCCAGGAGGAUUAACAUCACUGAUUGGACACCAAAUCCAGAUUGACACACAUAACACAACCAGUUAGAGUAUAAGCCACACCUUCAUGAUUAUAUACUAUAGAGUGACUAGCACACUCCUCCACUUCUGACACAUAACCGGGCGUGGAGCCAGUUGUUUACUCAUUUACUGUUUGUGUGUUUGCAGACAGGGAGGGUCCCUGAUGCCAUAUAAUUAAUUGUUCUGCUCGUUAGUCAGCAAUGCAUGCCGCUUUACAACCUUUGGGAACGGGGGAUUAGCAUAACGGAUGAACAACCAAGAAAUCUGCAUUAACUGUGAGGUUCUAUCAUGUCAAUGUGGACCAAACUCUCUGAAGAAUGUUUCCAGUACCUUUCUGAAUCUAUCCCAUCAAUGACUAAGGCCGUUCUGAAGGCAAAAGGGGGUCCCACCCCUUACUAAUUCGAUGUAUUUAAUAAAGAGGUCAGUGAGUGCAUCUUUUUCCGUAUGACGAAAUCAGUGUAGUGAAAAAAAUUAAGUCUAUUGUUUUCUUUACAACCACGCCAAGGUUUUUUUUUUUUUUUUUUUUUAGGUGUGUCCUUAUUCUUCCAACCAGAGGGCUGCUUUUGGACCAAUACUUGACCUCCUCAUUUAAACUAAAAGCUAUAAAAACGGCUGUCAGACGCGUUUGCUCAUUAUUCUGACACUGUUUCAAUUCGAAGCUGCUGCCAUGCCAAAAUCAGGGGAACAAAGUCAGCCGAAAGGAUGUGAUGCCGGCAUCCAGCAGCAAUCAGUCCCUGCUGCCAAGCCAAAACCAGGACAACAAAGUCAGGCUCAAGGAUGUGAUGCCGGCAUCCAGCAGCAAUCAGUCCCUGCUGCCAAGCCAAAACCAGGACAACAAAGUCAGGCUCAAGGAUGUGAUGCCGGCAUCCAGCAGCAAUCAGUCCCUGCUGCCAAGCCAAAACCAGGACAACAAAGUCAGGCUCAAGGAUGUGAUGCCGGCAUCCAGCAGCAAUCAGUCCCUGCUGCCAAGCCAAAACCAGGACAACAAAGUCAGGCUCAAGGAUGUAAUGCCGGCAUCCAGGAGCAAUUAGUCGUUGGUCCCAUGCCAAUAGUAGGAGGACCCGGUCAGGCUAAAGAAGCUGAUGCCAGCAUCCAGCAGAUCUGCAAUAAAAUAAAAGCUUGCGCGGAGAAAAAGGCAGGAGCAAACUUUUCUGUUUUCAAUGCGAUAACCUACAAAACGCAGGUUGUGGCUGGAACCAAUUACUUUAUAAAGGUCCAUGUGGGAGGAGAUGAGUACGCUCACGUUCGGGUUCUAAAAAAUCUUCCCUCUAAUGGUGGGGAACUCCAGCUGACCGGCAUUCAACACCCCAAAAUUCUCAGGGACCCCAUUGAGUUCUUCUAAAGAGACCCACAUCCAUCAAAGCAUCUGCAGCCUCUUACCUGUCAAUGUCCUGUAAUAUCUGCUCUGUAAUCAUCUGGAAAAGCUCCAUAGGUUGUAGUUGAUUGUUCAGGGCAAGACUGUGGUACAAAAUAAAAUAAAGGCAGAUAUGUUGUGA